AUGGUAGUACCAAUCUGCAUCAGCUAUUUUGUUUUAGAAACCGUUGUCCGUCGAAGUGGUCGGAGUGUGGCACGUAAGGAUUAUUCUAUGAAGCAAGAAAGUGACGAUGGAAGCUCAUCCAGUUCACCCCCAUCAAGUGCCAGUGACAGUAUACCCCUUUCGGAGAAGGAAAAAUCUGAGGAGAAUACCGAGAGUGAUGAUGUAGAGGAAGAAGCGGAUGCUUCGUAUGACAGUGACGAAAGUUUCGAUGUGGUCCCUCCGAAACGAGCUAAGACAACGGGAGCGAAGCAGUCUGGGCGCAAACAGGCCACUAAAGGAGGUGGUAAGGCUGGGUCGGCCAAAUCUCGCAGUUCCGCUGGUUCGGGAACUGGUCGUAAAUCUUCUAAAGCCCCUGCAGCUACUGCACUACCACAUGCUCCGAAGCCAGUCAAGCCGUGGCAGAAGACGGGUGAACCCGCCAUGGAAGGCGACAUCAACGUUCCGCCUAGAAAACUUCGAAAAGGAGAGAAAAAGAUGUUAAAGUACAGGUGCGUCAUUAUGAUAUAGGA
Molecule: messenger RNA, 548 nt
Organism: Cylicostephanus goldi
Lineage: Eukaryota; Metazoa; Nematoda; Chromadorea; Rhabditida; Strongylidae
Source: the annotation of a GenBank genome assembly